Molecule: messenger RNA, 792 nt
Organism: Pecten maximus
Lineage: Eukaryota; Metazoa; Mollusca; Bivalvia; Pectinida; Pectinidae
Exons: 1
Coding region: 1-792 (263 amino acids)
Molecular function (GO): zinc ion binding
Source: RefSeq, a predicted model, not a curated record
AUGGCAAGUGAGCUUUCCUUUCUUACAAGUGAAAGUAAACACAGCGUUAGCUGGUACUGUAAUGACUGCCGGACGCCAACUAACCUGUGGAAAGGAGGUAACGAACAGGCAGAGGAAAAUAACGAUGACGUCGUCUUGAUAGGGACGAAAAACCGUCAGGAUGCUAAAACUGUACCAAAGGCAUGUAAACAACAUCAAGGUAAACUCUGUGAUCUUUACUGCUCGGACUGCAAGGAGCUGAUUUGUUCAAUGUGUGUUUCUAACAUGGAGAAGCUACAAGUCCGAAAAUCUUUCGAAGACCAAUUUUCUGUCAAAAAGCAACGAAUACAGAAAUAUAUGACCGAUAUAUGUGAUAUAAUAACACAUCCGAAGACGGCAAGUAGCGGAAAAUAUGAUAACGAUUUAUUCAUCGACAAUAUUAAUAUUAUCAGGACAAAGAAGAUGACAAAUACUCAUGUUGAUUAUAUUGCGGAUUGUGUGAAGGCUGAACUGUCGUCUCUCUCGGACGAAGAGUUCACGAUGCAUAAGAAAUAUCGUCAACUUUCUGUAGAAACAGUUGAGGAGUUGAAGGGUUUGGAUAACGACACGGAAAUGGCGGACACAUCAUGCGUACCCAUGUGCGAAUCUGAAUGUUCAUCUAGGACAUCAAUGCCCAGUUUUGAUACAAAUGUAAAAUAUAUCUUGCCCGACAGAUCAAUUUAUGUUUCCGAAAAUUUUGACGGUGCUCUGGAUAUGUUGGAUGAAUUACACAUUGAGAGCCAGCAUGUGGUUAACGAUAUCAGCAGUUAUUAA